Paramuricea clavata is the source of this 2223-nucleotide messenger RNA. NCBI's taxonomy places the organism in Eukaryota, Metazoa, Cnidaria, Anthozoa, Malacalcyonacea, Plexauridae. The record is from the annotation of a GenBank genome assembly.
CGGAGGUUUCGGUUGAACUAUUCUGGUUUAGCUUUGCCUUCGUCUUUCAAAGUAAAGCAAGCGUAUGUAGGUCAAUAUAUGAAACAGUUUCUACUGGUUAUGUUACAAGAUGUAACUUAACUUUGAUUGUGAUUGUAUCGUAAAGAAUAUGGCCGAGGGUUACGACACAACUCGCUUUCAUUCAACUAUUGACGAGAGUUUUCUUUGCUGUAUCUGUCUCGGUGUCUUACAAGAUCCACAGCAAUGUGAGAACAACGAGCACUAUUUCUGUUCUGGUUGUAUCAAGAAACACCUGGAGAAGACCUCGCAUAGUUGUCCUGUCUGUCAAGAUAAACUGACGGUAGAGACAUUGCGUAAGGCUCCAAGAAUUGUGGCCUACUGUGUUUCCCGUUACAAGAUCAGUUGUGACCAUGCAGCGAGAGGUUGUGAUGCGGUUCUCGAGCUUGGAGCUCUACAAGCACACGUUCAGGACUGUGAUUUCAUGCCUGUCACUUGCUCAAAUGAAGGUUGUGACGAUGUCGUGAGCAAACGCGAUGUAAAGCAACACGAGCUUGAUUUAUGUCGCUUCAAGACAACGACCUGUGACGACUGUGGGAAAAAGAUGCCUCGUUAUAAAUAUGGCGCCCAUGGCUGCGUACUACGACGUGAAAUGAACGAAGUAAAGCAGGGUCUAGUAGAAAUUAAAGCCACACAAGACGAAAUGAUGAAAGAAAUGAGAAAUGGCAUGCACCGAAUGACGAUUGCGUUUGAAAAUCUUCAAAAGUCGGUAAACUCCAAGAGUACUGACAUCGUUGUCAUCGCAGGUAGGAAUCCCAAUACAAAUCAGUCCCUUUGUUCUGUUGAGCGAUUUAACUUGUUAACCCAAACCUGGACACAAAUGCCUGGGUUGAAAAAAGCUCGAGCGGGUUCUGCGGCUGUAAUGUUUAAGAAUCAAAUGUUUGUUUGUGGCGGGUACAGCGACUAUGUAAUUGGUGGGUAUCUGGAUACCAUAGAAAUAUUGGAUCUGAAUAGUAUUCCUGCAGAAUGGCACAAGUUUUUUGUCAAUCUUCCUAUCAAGGUCACUGGUCACAAGUGCGUCGUCCAUGGGAAUCGUUUGCUGAUUAUUGGUGGCUGCAUGAAGUCAGAAGAGAACUUGGAUACGAUAUACGAGCUUCUCCUUGUUCCUCCAUAUUCGUCUAAGUUGCUUUGUCACAUGAAGAAGAAACGAUUGUCUCAUGGAGUGGAGUUGUUCUACGAUAAGGUUUUAAUCGCUGGUGGAAUCGGAGCGGAAAUCGAUGUGGAAAUAUUCGACAUAGCAAGAAAUGAAUGUGUUGAAAUGCCACCACUGCCGUCUCCUCUUUCGUUUAUGGGCACAGUUCGCCGUGGUGACACCAUGCUUUUGAUUGGAGGCCGGGGGAAUGGAAAAACCAGCAAUAAGAUUAUCGAGUACGAUUUCAAAACUGGCCACAGUAAGGUCCUAUUGGCCAUGGAAACGGAACGAGUUGGUUGUUCGUGUGUUUUUCGUGGAAACACGCUUAUUGUAAUUGGUGGUACGUGGUACAAGCCUGAAACAGUGGAUUGUUUCGACUUUUUAACAAAUUUUUGGGAGAAGUUACCCUCGAUGACUCAGACAAAGGUAUCUGCUUCCACAGUUGUUGUGAAUGUGGAAAAUUUGGAAUUUUGACAGUUGUUAAUGAUUACUGACAUAUUAUUAGUAAUCUAAUUAUAUAUACAACCUUUUAUAGACAUAACUAAUGUUGACGAAGACUGUAAGAACAGCAAAUGGAACAAUGGUUGUCGCUUAACUUUGUUAAACAGGCCUAGCUUUUUGUCAAUAUAUUCGGUAACCAAGUCAUAGUAAUUCUGUAUAAAAAAUGCUCAGAAAAUUAUCCAGUUUUGCUGCAAGCAUGUGAAAUCAACGACAUACUUUGACAUCGUCAGUCAAGUACUCAACUACACACGUAAAAAUCUCACAUCUUGUAGUAUGUUUGCCAACAAGCCGUCAACAAGUUAUGUUCGCACUGCUUGUCCCAAGUUCUCAACAAGUUCGGAACAAGCUGUGAACAACUUGUAACAACCUUGUUGAUAUUAUCAGACUUGUUACAAGGUUGUGCCAACAAGUCCGAUACAGUCAUGAUAUAACAAUAUUGUUACAACUUUGUGUCGUCCACCUUGUUAAAUUUUUGCUAUAUCAUGAAUCUAUCAGACUUGUCAGAACAACUUUGGUACAAAUCUGAUAAUGCC